CUGCUGUGGUUCAGGAGGGACUUGAGAGUCUCGGACAAUCCUGCUCUCAUCGCUGCUGUCCAGGCAGCGACCACCGUGCCAGUAUACGUAUGGGCACCGGAAGAGGAGGGGCAGUUCCAGCCGGGCAGGUGCUCGCGCUGGUGGCUGCACCAGAGCCUGAAAGCGCUGGAGAAGGACCUGCAAGCCCUGGGCACCUCCAUGGUAUACCGCCGCUCCCCGGAGUCUAGGAUUGCCCUCAUCCAGCUGGUGGAGGAGACUGGAGCCCAGGCAAGCCCUUCGCCAGCGGUGUUCUUCAACCACCUGUACGAUCCCAUAUCGCUGGUGCGCGACAAUGAGGUCAAGGCGGCCAUGCAGGGCCUGAGUGUUCACUGCCAGAGCUUCAACGGCGACCUGCUGUACGAGCCCUGGGAGGUCCUCGCCGAGGGCGGCCGCCCCGUCACCAGCUUUGCCUCCUUCUGGUCGCGGGUGCAGAACAUGCCGUACCCGCCGCCCAUCCCGCUGCCGGUGCCGGCGGCCAUUUCCGCGGUGCCGCCAGAGAUCGUGGGCCUGGAGCUGGACAGCCUGGGUCUUAUGAGCCCCGAGGAGCAGCAGUCGAACGCGCAGCUGUAUCACUGCUGGGCGCCCGGGGGCAAGGGCGCGCACGCGCUGCUGGAAAAGUUUGUGAGGGAACGGCUGCGCACCUUCAGCGCGCACCGCUCCAAAACUGACCGCGAGUCCACAUCCACGCUGUCGCCGCAUGUGCACUACGGCGAAAUCAGCAAUCGCCACAUCUACUAUGUGAAGCGGCAGGAGGCAAAGCUGGGGGCGAUGGCGGGCGAGUGGCACGACAGCACGGCGGACUUUGUGCGGCAGAUGGGCUACCGCGAGUAUGCGCGCUACCUCUCCUUCCACUUUCCCUUCACCCACGAGCGCUCCCUGCUCGAGCACCUGCGCGCAGCCCCCUGGAACUUCGACCAGCGCCACUUCAAGGCAUGUCCAGCUUGGCGGCAGGGGCGAACGGGGUAUCCGCUGGUGGAUGCGGGCAUGCGGCAGCUGUGGAGCAGCGGUUGGGUGCACAACCGCAUCCGCGUCGUGUGCGCCAGCUUCCUGGUCAAGAACCUGCUGCUGCCCUGGCAGUGGGGCCUCAAGCACUACUGGGACGCCCUGCUGGACGCCGACCUGGAGUGCGCCGCCCUCGGCUGGCAGUACAUCUCCGGCUGCCUCGCCGACGCGCACCCCUUCUCUUACAUGCUGGACCACAAGAAGGAGUCGCUUCGCUUCGACCCGGAGGGCAAGUAUGUCAGGCGAUGGCUGCCCGUGCUGGCCCGCGUGCCCGUCAAGUACAUCCACAGGCCGUGGGAGGCGCCGGAGCAUGUGCUGGAGGACGCUGGGGUGGAGCUCGGGUCCAACUACCCCUACCCAAUAAUC
Messenger RNA from Coccomyxa subellipsoidea C-169, 1407 nucleotides. RefSeq lists its product as hypothetical. Gene Ontology annotation, biological process: entrainment of circadian clock by photoperiod; circadian regulation of gene expression; blue light signaling pathway. Gene Ontology annotation, molecular function: DNA binding; FAD binding; blue light photoreceptor activity. The transcript is spliced from 9 exons. Gene Ontology annotation, cellular component: nucleus; cytoplasm. The annotation marks the transcript as partial. The record is from RefSeq and is a predicted model, not a curated record. NCBI's taxonomy places the organism in Eukaryota, Viridiplantae, Chlorophyta, Trebouxiophyceae, Coccomyxaceae.